UUACUGUUCCAUCCCUUCAACCUGCGCUGCUGACUGCACACAUACCCACAGUACUGACGCGGCCCUCCCGGUCAGAAAGUGCUGUGAUUUCAGGCGCAAAAGAGCGCGGAACACCUGUAUUGAGCGGUAUACGAGCGCAGAAUAACCGCGCUGUGAUCGUCUGUUAAACGAGAGCGAGCACACGCCGCACACGGGGGUGCAGAUGUAAGGGAAUAUACCUGCAGACUACAGCUGCCACACUGAUGACAGAGCAAGAGGGAAGUCAGUUAGCCAGCUAACCAGCCAGAGCUAAACUCGACUAUCAGGCAGGUAAAUGUACGGCGAUCUGGACGGUUCAGCAACAACGUGCAACUCAAGCAUCUGAACGGAGCCGGCCGUCCACUACAGAGAGUAUUUCGCAGACUGCACAGCUAUGAGGAGGGUGACAUUGCGCUGUGCUGCCCGGCUCGUCUUCGCAGCUUUGUGGCUGUUGGUGGAAGAGUGUCGGGCUGAGAGCGGGGCCCCAAGUCUGGCCGAGCGAGUCAUCUGGGCCGUAAACUCCGGCGGGGAUGCGCACACGGACAUACAUGGCAUUCAUUAUAAAAAAGAUCCACUGGAAGGAAAACUGGGUAAAGCAUCAGACUACGGGGUCCGUCUGCCGAUCCUGCGCUCCAGCCCGGAGGAUCAGAUUCUUUACCAGACAGAGCGAUACAACGAGGACACAUUCGGUUACGAAGUACCCAUAAGAGAAGAAGGAGACUACAUACUGGUCAUGAAAUAUGCUGAGGUGUACUUUGCCCAAUCUCAACAAAAGGUUUUUGAUGUGCGUUUAAAUGGCCACGUUGUGGUGAAGGAUCUGGAUAUCUUUGACCGAGUGGGUCACAGCACGGCUCAUGAUGAAAUAGUGCCAUUCUCAAUAAAAAGAGGGAAACUGAGUGUGCAUGGCGAAGUUUCCACGUUUAAUGGGAAACUCACAGUAGAGUUUGUUAAGGGUUACUAUGACAACCCCAAGAUAUGUGCACUCUAUGUGAUGAAGGGCAAGCUAGAGGAUGUGCCUAAACUGCAGCCACAUCCUGGACUGGAAAAGAGAGAGGAAGAGGAGGAUGAAGAGGACGACGUCGAGGGAGGAGAAAGCGAAAAAAAGAGCGCCACCACCUCUCCCAAGAAUCCGGUUCGGUCCGGGCCACGCACCCCUAACCCGUACGCCACUGAUAACAGCAGCCUGAUGUUCCCUAUACUAGUGGCGUUCGGGGUCUUCAUCCCAACCCUCUUCUGCCUCUGCCGCCUGUGAGGGGAACAAGUGAACGAGAGGGGGAGAGAGAGAGAGGAGAAACGAUGGACAUCAGGCUGUGAAGGGGUGGGGGGAGGGGCGCAACGAGGGACACACAGCCGUGGGGACAGGCAGAAUAUAGACUGACAUUACAACAGAGAGAGAGAGAGCAAAAGGGGGGCGAGAGACACUAGAAACAAGGAGGUUUCAGAUAUUGCUGGUUUUUGGAAGGGGAGACCCGGAGCAUACGGGGAUUUGGAGCGCAAGUUCAUUUUAUGUGUGUGUUUGUGCUUGUGUUCGUACACGUUUAAUACUAAUUUUAGUUUGAGGAGAUCCUGAGAGGUACUGAUUAAAUGCACUUGCACACACACAUGCAGCAGGACUAACCACUUUACAAACCUGGUUUGUCUGGUCUAGCAGGAGAUGGAGCUGGAGACACUCCUAGAUCACGUGUCCCAACUCAUGGAAACUUAUUGGCUAGGAGUGCUUUUCUGAUCAGCGGUGGCGUUGAUCUGCUGAUUUGUUUUUUUGGGGGGUUUUUUGGCCUCUAGUGGGAGGCAGAAAUGGUACAUGAAUUUUCCGAACCCGUUUGAUCAUUUGGUUAAUGCAUCUAAAUCUCAGUGGCAGUGAUUGGAGACCUUGGUUUCCUUUUACCUCACUUUUUAUUUCCCCUCGCACUCACACGAGCUACUAUCAUUCAUUUCCUGCGGCUUAUUUUCUUUCUUUGAUUUUUAAAAAGCAUAAAUAUUCAGAAUUGUCUGCUGACCUGCUUUCUCAUCUUCAGUUGCGUGUUUUCAGACCGCAGCAACACGUCUCCUCGAUCCGCGCAGGGGAGAUAUUAUUUUUCCCAUUUAUUACCUGCAUGUGUUCGGUAUUUAAUAAAACAUUUUUAUUUUUGAAAGAGGGCAUAUUUGCUUCCCUCUAGGCGGGAACAUGAGUUCAUAACAAAGAGAGUCACGCGCUGGCUUUUGAGUCCCAGAAACUAGAUCGUAUUGGACUAAAGUCUUAAAUCCUCUUUCUCAUUGGUACCGAUGUAUCUGGGACGGCAUCUUAUUGGUUAACGCAAAUGCGGUGUCUUAAUUACAUCACAAAAAGCACCUAAUACACCUAUUAUAGUUGUUCGGUCAGGAUGCUCUUUGUUAUAUUUGCUCUUGUGUUUAACCAAACAGGCCGUUUUUAACAAUACCACCAAAGAUUCUUGGAUUUGUGUUACACACAAUACCACCAGCAUGCUUGUGGUGGCGAAUCGACAGCUGUAGCCUGGUUGAGAAACGGUUUGACAGAUACAUGCCUGCCAUACACUGUGAAGUUUGGAUGCAGAAGCAUGAAUUUUGUGCUCAAGGUGGCAAAUUUCAGUGCUUUCGUUUAGCUUUCGUUAACAUUUGCAUUCCACCUCAUCCAUCUUUUUACUUAGCAUGUAACUGGUAUACUUUUUGUCCUAGUAUUUUUAUUUUUUUUUCCCUCUGCAUCUCUCGUUUUGUUUUUGCUGCUGUUUCUUUCGAGCAAGCCUGCCUUAAAAUGUGAUUUUUAUUUUAUUUUUUUUGUGUGUGUGCUAUCGAGAGACCAGCUCUCACACUGCGGAAACCAUCAGACCACGAUCGAGUAUUCAUGCCACUGUGCUGUCUGACGUGCGAGUGCUGUGUGUCAGUCCGAACCCGUCUCUCGUGUGAAUUUAGGAAAUGAUCUUGGCCUUCACCUUCUCGAAAGGAGUCGGGUGAGAGGGCAGGUUUUGCCUUGAUUAGCUAUUUCUGUACCACAAAACAAUCACGAAAACAUUGAGGCACCUUUUUUCAUUCAUCAGAGUUGCAGAAAGUUGAUUGCUUAUCGUCGCCAAAGUCGUUUUCUUUUACACGGUGCAUGUGUAUAUAAGGUACUUGGUUUGUUGUGCCAUACGGUUAUUUUUCUCUUUAGGAUAUUGUUCUUUUUUUUUUCUUUUUUUUUUGUUUGUGUAAUUGCUAUUGCUAUUGGGGUGGCUGGGUUUUUAAAUAUCUUGCCUAGUGGAGGAGUGGCCUUGAAAAUAGCUUUGGUUGUGGAUGUGGUCUAGAUAAUGACAGUGAUUUGAUUUGCAGCCACAUAGACACACUGACCGAUUGUCAGAAAGAGCUCGGAUCGUAUUAAGUUUAGGUAAUUUACAGUUGGGUUUUUAUGUUGUGUAAUUUAAGCAAACGGAAAUGGGCUGAAUAUUAAAAAUAUUGAAAGACUUUAUUUUCCAGAAGUAGUUGUUUUUUAUUUCCUCAGGAUCUUUUGAAUUUUUUUUUUUUUUUUUUUAUGAUGAGUCUUUUAUUAGUGUGAAAUAUUGCACUGCCUGAUGUUGUUUUAAAAGCAUUUUGUUUGUUUGUUUGAUGUGAUUUUUUUUUUUUUAUUAUUAUUAUUUUUUUCUUCUGUUUCUUUUUGUUAUGCAUUGUGUACUUUUGAUUCCUUGUUGCCUUAAAUUUGAAUACAUCCUCAUGUGCUUUACCAUUUUGUGCUCUCUGAUCUUUAUUUCCACCGUUUAGGUUGAUUUAUUGCAUGAUUGAGUUUUUAAUUGUUUUAUCAUCUAAAAACACAUUUGUUUAGUUUGUCCUCUACAAAUGCACAACUUCUUGGACAAUAGCCAAAGACCACAUGGAGGCCUUUCAUUGUGUCCUCCUUCAUAAAGAGCUCAUGUGAAUUUCUCCAUGCCGCAUAAACUGCUGCAUUUACGAGGGAUGUAGUUUCUCUGUUAACGUUAGUCGUGUUCAACUACCUGUCCCCUCUUGAACCUCCUCCCUCAGAACUGUAGAGAACAUGGGAACUGGUGAAAUAGUAUUGGAACGGUUAGCACCCACACUGUCUUUAGAGAAGGCUUCUGAAGUGGGAACUGCAAAUUGAUGCUGUUUCUUUUUAAUAAAUGUGCUAUUUUAUCUAA
Messenger RNA from Puntigrus tetrazona (Sumatra barb), 4136 nucleotides. It is a transcript of the gene mlec, whose product is annotated as malectin. Bases 413 to 1270 code for a protein of 285 amino acids. The transcript is spliced from 6 exons. The record is from RefSeq and is a predicted model, not a curated record. Gene Ontology annotation, cellular component: membrane. Gene Ontology annotation, molecular function: carbohydrate binding. NCBI's taxonomy places the organism in Eukaryota, Metazoa, Chordata, Actinopteri, Cypriniformes, Cyprinidae.